Messenger RNA from Cannabis sativa, 264 nucleotides. Its product is annotated as 14-3-3 protein 3-like. NCBI's taxonomy places the organism in Eukaryota, Viridiplantae, Streptophyta, Magnoliopsida, Rosales, Cannabaceae. The record is from RefSeq and is a predicted model, not a curated record. Gene Ontology annotation, biological process: signal transduction. Gene Ontology annotation, cellular component: cytoplasm. The transcript has a single exon. Bases 1 to 264 code for a protein of 87 amino acids.
AUGGCGGUCACACGCGAAGACAAUGUUUACAUGGUCAAAUCUCGAUGUUGGUGGGCACACAUUCGAGGAGCGAAACCUAUUCUCCGUUGCUUACAAGAAUAUAUGGUUGGACCUCGCCGUGCCUCGUGGCGGAUCGUCUCUUCCAUUGAGCAGAAGGAGGAGACUCGUGGUAAUGUCGAACACGUGUCCACCAUCAAGGAAUACAGGUCCAAGAUCGAGAACGAACUCGCCUCCAUAUUCGAUGAUAUUCUGGAUCUCGCUUGA